Fragaria vesca subsp. vesca is the source of this 775-nucleotide messenger RNA. Its product is annotated as multiple RNA-binding domain-containing protein 1-like. Gene Ontology annotation, molecular function: RNA binding; protein binding. The record is from RefSeq and is a predicted model, not a curated record. Lineage: Eukaryota; Viridiplantae; Streptophyta; Magnoliopsida; Rosales; Rosaceae. The transcript has 4 exons. Bases 22 to 489 code for a protein of 155 amino acids.
GGAACUGAAACCUGAGAAACUAUGUGGGCAGCUUCACUCUCUCUCCCAUCCUACAGCUAUGGAAAACCCACUAACACUAUCCCAGCUUCUGGGUCAAAUCGUAGGGCACCCAAGUCUUUGAAGCUCAGAGCUUCCUUCUACAACUAUCCUCUCGCAAGCAGAAUCAUGGUCAAAAACAUACCAUAUUCCACCAGUGAAAAUAGUCUGCAGCAGAAGUUUUCAAAUUUCGGAGAGAUAGCUGAAGUUAAACUAGUGCAGGAUGAAAUUUCAAAGAGGUCCAAGGGGUUUGCAUUUAUUCAGUAUACCAGCCAAGAUGAUGCAAUGCUUGCCCUGGAAAAUAUGGACCGCCAGACUCUUGAUGGCAGGGUCAUCUACGUAGAGCUUGCAAAACCAGGUAAAGAUGCUUAUGCAGGGUACCCAAAAACCUCCGGACCCCCAAAGAAGCAGUAUAUGCAGCAGCAAGAGGAAGUCACAGACUGCUGGUACUAAUAGCAAACAAACAAAUAGGAGAUUCAAAAAUUACUGGAUGCAAAGGUAAAUUUGAUUCCCAGCAACUCAAUGUGGCUCAAGCAUUAAUACUAUAGAGACAUCAUUAGAAUGCCGAACAUCAUUCAUCACUCUAUUUGUAUUAGCAUGUAUCGUCGAUAUAACAUUUAUUAAUUGAAGCCUCAAAUGUCUAUGUGGUCAUGGAAAAAAGUUGCCAUUUCUUAUGGAAAAAGAGUAGGAUAAAUCCGUGUUGGUUGCUUGAGAAAAGAUAGUACAGUAGAAUGAUAGU